This is a messenger RNA of Trichoderma virens Gv29-8, 594 nucleotides long. RefSeq lists its product as uncharacterized. The coding region runs from base 1 to 594 and encodes 197 amino acids. The record is from RefSeq and is a predicted model, not a curated record. The transcript is spliced from 2 exons. Lineage: Eukaryota; Fungi; Ascomycota; Sordariomycetes; Hypocreales; Hypocreaceae.
AUGUAUCUCCAGCGGCAGCCGGGUCCUUAUAAUCUCAAGGGACUUGACAGGAUGCAGGGAUCCAUAUUGGGCGAAUUGGCGCUCCAGGACAGAUUCACGAUCGGAGACUUGGCGUGGAUGCUCCAGGAAAGAGUCCAAACGCCAGCCACGCCCGCCCCUUUGCCACUCACUGACAGGCUACAGGAGCAGACAAUGACACAUGGGAUGGAUGAGAGGCUAUUGAGUGAAGCGCUGGGUCGGGGGGCAGAGGAUGCCGAGAGGAUGCAGCUUGAGCUGCCCUCGGAUGCAGGCGCCAAACGGAUAAGCGGUAUUGAGAGGCGCGCUAUUGAGAUGGCGCUCGGGACUGGAGGCUAUCUACCCAUGGAAUUCUUCUGGUUUAGGGCUACCACAUCACCAUUCCGUCCAGAUUCGAACAAACGGAUGAUGCUAGCAGGGAAGAAGCCAGCCGUAUCGUUUCCACAAUGGCUUGACAGGAUCACGGAUAGCAAGCCAAAAGUGCGGGUGGCAGCCUCGCCUCACUUUUGGCGGCGACCCGUAAUUAUUCUUUUCCUGAAGCUGUUCUUGGAGGUCCCUUCGGGUAACUUUGGCCGAUGA